Cotesia congregata is the source of this 411-nucleotide messenger RNA. The record is from the annotation of a GenBank genome assembly. NCBI's taxonomy places the organism in Eukaryota, Metazoa, Arthropoda, Insecta, Hymenoptera, Braconidae.
AUGGCGACUAUCGAAGAGCUUGAUCUCACUGACAGCGGAAUGGGUAGCAGUGAUAUUCGUUCUCCAGAAGUUAAAUCCAUCCUGCCUGAUGAAGAGGAGGAAGAUGAUGAAAGUCUUACGGAAAGACUUAUUGGGUUGACAGAAAUGUUUCCAGAAGAAAUUCGUAAUUUCGGGUAUAAUUUAGGAUCUUGUUUAACAUCUCGUCUCAAAGCACUCUACAAGUUUUCUUGCUCCGCAACGUGGAUAAUGUUCAGCACUUCAGCAAUUAUAUUUGCUCCAAUAAUAAUCGAAAUUGAAAGAGCCCAAAUGGAGGAGAUGCAACGCUCACAGCAGAAACAAGCACUUCUGGGACCGAGUGCUGCAAUGCAUAUGGGCCCUGGAAUGGGCAUGGGACCUCCAGUCCAACGAUAA